AUGGCGAAGAUCGCCAAAACACACGAAGAUAUCGAGGCCCAGAUCCUGGAGAUCCAGGGGAUGAAGGCCUCCCUGCAGGAGGAGAAUGGAGAGCAGGGAGUGGGCCUGGUGUCCACUGGCUUUUAUGACCAGGAGAUCUAUGGAGGCAGCGACAGCCGUUUUGCAGGAUAUGUCACCUCAAUCGCAGCAAACGAACAGGAGGAUGACGACGAAGACGACACGUCAACAAGCUUACUGGGACAAAAGAAGCCCAGCUUCCACGCACCGGUGGCGAUGCUUAAUUCAAUCCCCCAGUCAGAUGAGCAGUACGACCCCUUUGCAGAACACCGUCCACAGAAGAUCGCAGAUCGGGAGGAUGAAUACAAAGCCCGCCGCAGACAGAUGAUCAUCUCGCCUGAGCGUCUCGAUCCGUUUGCUGAUGGGGGUAAAACACCGGACCCUAAGAUGCAGGUCAGGUCGUACGUGGACGUGAUGAUGGAGCAGAACCUAUCCAAAGAGGAGAGGGAGAUCCGCCUGCAGCUGGCAGAGAAGGCCAAAUCAGGAGACCUGAAGGCGGUCAACGGCUCUGCUGCCUCCCAGGCCGCUGCCAAACGUAAGCGCCGCUGGGACCAGACGGCUGACCAAACCCCGUCCAACGCCACGCCCAAAAAACUGUCCAGCUGGGACCAGGCUGACGCCGGCGCUGAGACUCCAGGACACACACCGGCGCACACGCCCUCCAACAGCCGCUGGGAUGAAACUCCUGGUCGUCCUAAAGGCAGCGAGACCCCUGGGGCCACCCCCAGCACCCGCAUGUGGGACCCCACUCCCAGCCACACCCCCGCCGGCGCCGCCACCCCCGGCAGGGACACGCCCGGCCACGCCACGCCCGGCCACGGCGGCGCCACAGGAAGCGUCCGCAAGAACCGCUGGGAUGAGACCCCGAAGACGGAGAGGGAGACGCCCGGCCAUGGCAGCGGCUGGGCAGAGACCCCCCGAACAGACCGAGGGGAGGAGUCUGUGGGGGAGACCCCCACCCCAGGGGCCAGCAAGAGGAAGUCCCGGUGGGACGAGACGCCGGCCAGUCAGAUGGGAUCCUCCACUCCACUGCUGACCCCAGGAAAAACCCCGCUGGGAACACCGGCCAUGAACAUGGCCACGCCCACUCCUGGUCACCUGAUGAGCAUGACCCCAGAGCAGCUCCAGGCGUGGCGGUGGGAGCGGGAGAUCGAUGAGAGGAACCGACCGCUCACCGACGAGGAGCUGGACGCCAUGUUCCCCGAAGGCUAUAAGGUUCUACCUCCUCCAGCAGGAUACGUUCCGAUCCGAACCCCGGCCCGUAAGCUGUCGGCCACGCCCACACCCAUCGGGGGCAUGACGGGUUUCCACAUGCAGGUGGAGGACCGCACCACCAAGCAGAUGAACGACCAGCCCUCAGGGAACCUCCCCUUCCUCAAACCCGACGACAUUCAGUACUUCGACAAACUGCUGGUCGAGGUGGAUGAAUCGACUCUGAGCCCGGAGGAGCAGAAGGAGCGCAAGAUCAUGAAGCUGUUGCUGAAGAUCAAGAAUGGGACCCCCCCCAUGAGAAAGGCCGCUCUGCGCCAGAUUACAGAUAAAGCUCGGGAGUUUGGAGCGGGUCCGCUAUUCAACCAGAUCCUGCCGCUGCUUAUGUCCCCCACGCUGGAGGACCAGGAGCGCCACCUGCUGGUCAAGGUCAUCGACCGCAUCCUCUACAAACUGGACGACCUGGUCCGGCCGUACGUCCACAAGAUCCUGGUGGUGAUCGAGCCGCUGCUGAUCGAUGAAGAUUAUUACGCCAGAGUGGAAGGCAGGGAGAUCAUCUCCAACUUGGCCAAGGCUGCCGGCUUGGCCACCAUGAUCUCCACCAUGAGGCCGGACAUCGACAACAUGGACGAGUAUGUCAGAAACACCACCGCUCGAGCCUUCGCCGUGGUGGCCUCCGCCCUUGGCAUCCCCUCCCUCCUCCCCUUCCUCAAAGCCGUGUGUAAAAGCAAGAAGUCGUGGCAGGCGAGACACACCGGCAUCAAGAUCGUCCAGCAGAUCGCCAUCCUGAUGGGCUGCGCCAUCCUGCCUCACCUGCGCAGCCUGGUGGAGAUUAUAGAACACGGUCUGGUGGACGAGCAGCAGAAGGUGAGGACCAUCAGUGCCCUGGCCAUUGCCGCCCUGGCCGAAGCUGCUACGCCCUACGGCAUCGAGUCCUUCGACUCUGUGCUGAAGCCGCUGUGGAAAGGCAUCCGGCAGCACAGAGGAAAGGGUCUGGCUGCUUUCCUCAAAGCCAUCGGUUAUCUGAUCCCCCUGAUGGACGCCGAAUACGCCAACUACUACACCAGAGAGGUGAUGCUGAUCCUGAUCAGAGAGUUCCAGUCACCUGAUGAGGAGAUGAAGAAGAUCGUGCUGAAGGUGGUGAAGCAGUGCUGCGGCACUGACGGCGUGGAAGCAAACUACAUCAAAACGGAGAUCCUGCCCCCUUUCUUCAAGCACUUCUGGCAGCACAGGAUGGCUCUGGACAGACGCAACUACAGACAGCUGGUGGACACCACCGUGGAGCUGGCGAAUAAAGUGGGAGCAGCAGAGAUCAUCUCUCGCAUCGUCGAUGACUUGAAGGACGAAGCAGAGCAGUACAGGAAGAUGGUGAUGGAGACCAUCGAGAAGAUCAUGGGCAACCUGGGAGCCGCCGACAUCGACCACAAGCUGGAGGAGCAGCUGAUCGACGGCAUCCUGUACGCCUUCCAGGAGCAGACCACAGAGGACUCUGUGAUGCUGAACGGCUUCGGAACGGUGGUGAACGCUCUAGGGAAGCGCGUGAAACCGUACCUGCCUCAGAUCUGCGGUACGGUGCUGUGGCGUCUCAACAACAAGUCGGCCAAAGUCCGACAGCAGGCUGCGGAUCUCAUCUCCCGCACCGCCGUGGUGAUGAAGACCUGUCAGGAGGAGAAGCUAAUGGGUCAUCUGGGCGUUGUUCUAUACGAGUACCUGGGAGAGGAGUACCCUGAGGUGCUGGGCAGCAUCCUGGGAGCGCUGAAGGCCAUCGUUAACGUCAUAGGUAUGCACAAGAUGACUCCACCCAUCAAAGACCUGCUCCCUCGUCUGACGCCCAUCCUGAAGAACAGACAUGAGAAGGUGCAGGAGAACUGCAUCGACCUGGUGGGCAGGAUAGCCGACAGGGGGGCUGAAUACGUGUCGGCCAGAGAGUGGAUGAGGAUUUGUUUCGAGCUGCUGGAGCUGCUCAAAGCUCACAAAAAGGCCAUCCGUAGAGCCACGGUCAACACGUUCGGUUACAUCGCCAAAGCCAUCGGGCCUCAUGACGUGUUGGCCACCCUGCUGAACAACCUGAAGGUCCAGGAGCGUCAGAACCGAGUCUGCACGACCGUGGCCAUCGCCAUUGUGGCCGAGACCUGCUCGCCGUUCACGGUGCUGCCGGCGCUCAUGAACGAGUACAGAGUUCCUGAGCUGAACGUGCAGAACGGCGUCUUGAAGUCGCUCUCCUUCCUGUUCGAGUACAUCGGAGAAAUGGGCAAAGACUACAUCUACGCCGUCACUCCUCUGCUGGAGGACGCGCUGAUGGACAGGGAUCUGGUCCACAGACAGACGGCCAGCGCCGUGGUGCAGCACAUGUCUCUGGGCGUCUACGGCUUCGGCUGUGAGGACUCUCUCAACCAUUUACUGAACUACGUGUGGCCCAACGUUUUCGAGACGUCUCCCCACGUCAUCCAGGCAGUAAUGGGGGCCCUAGAGGGGCUGAGGGUGGCCCUCGGGCCCUGCCGCAUGCUGCAGUACUGCUUACAGGGUCUGUUCCAUCCUGCCCGCAAGGUGAGGGACGUCUACUGGAAGAUUUAUAACUCCAUCUACAUCGGCUCCCAGGACGCGCUGAUCGCUCACUACCCGCAGGUCUACAACGACGAGAAAAACGUCUACGUGCGCUACGAGCUGGAGUACGCUUUGUAAAUAUCCUCCCCUCUUCGCCGCCCGCAAUUCCGUUUUUAUUUAGUGGCUUCAUGUUGCUUACAUUCAGUUUCCUCUGUUUGAGUGAAAAAUGGGAACGGAAAGGAAGGAACCUUGUAGAGUCUGUAUGUAUUUUUUACUUUUACUUCGUGUUUCCUGUGAGAAGCAGUUGAGGUCAGAAGAUGAUCUUGGAAAAUAGACGUCAUCAGCACAUUUUAAGAUCCUGAUUGUUUUUGUCUUUGAAUUGGUUAUGAUAGAUCUGUAGAAUCAGAAACGCUUCAUUCUUCACCUCCUCUGUUCUUAGAUCAAGGCUUUAUUUAACCAAAUAAAAGGUUUGUGUACAAAAUCCUG
Molecule: messenger RNA, 4296 nt
Organism: Cyprinodon tularosa
Lineage: Eukaryota; Metazoa; Chordata; Actinopteri; Cyprinodontiformes; Cyprinodontidae
Gene: sf3b1
Product: splicing factor 3b, subunit 1
Exons: 24
Coding region: 1-3948 (1315 amino acids)
Biological process (GO): spliceosomal complex assembly
Cellular component (GO): U12-type spliceosomal complex; catalytic step 2 spliceosome; U2 snRNP
Molecular function (GO): mRNA binding
Source: RefSeq, a predicted model, not a curated record